AUGACCGAAAAAUUCUUCUUCGGCGACUGGGUCGGAAAGACCAUCAAGCUCACCACCACCAACCCACCCUCGGAGUGGAAAUUGGUUACGAAAUUAAGCGACAAGAACACGCAGGAGUCCGCCGAGAGUUACCACGAGAGCCCAAGUCCCGGCACCGCAUACGGGUCCUUCAUCUGCCAGAAUGUCAACGACCCAGCUGACGAGGGAUUCAUGAGGAUUAUAAUGCAGAUCCCAUGCAGAGGAUCGGAAUACGCCAUCCAUGCCGAACGAGCUCGCCAGGCAUCUUCCGAGACGGUCAGCGGAAUGACCUACAGCGAGCUCUGUGCCGUUGAACGUUUACGGGACAACAAUUGCACGGCGGCGCCCAGGAUCCGAACACAUGAGGAGACCACCCAGGAUGAUACCAUGCUCGUUCCCGGUGGUCCGCUGCAUUAUAUCCUAAUGGAUAAGGCCGGCGGCGUUCAGCUGAGCGAGGAGAUCUUCUGGGCGUACCCACGCAACGAGAGGGAUCGCAUUCGUGAGGCAUACAAAGAAGCAUGGAGUGAAUGGACUCGCUGCGGUGUCUCCAACCGUUGGCCACACAUCUCGCAUCUGUUCUGGGACAGCGAUGCUGGUAAAAUGCAAGUCACUACUCAUUCAUGUCUCUAUUUUUACUAGGCAAAGGUCAUCUAAUCAACAAGUGUUCUUCCUGCAGAAUCAUCGCAGCCGCCAGCUUCUCCUCCCCGCUGGAACCCUUCCGAACCGUGAAAUGGAGAGAUUCUAUGUGGCGAGCGGCAGGUCUUUUGCGCGCCGGUAGCACACACAGCUGCGCCUGGAAAGAGUCGAUGAGGGAUAACUGGAUUUGGUAGUCCUAUUGACGAGGCCGCGGAAGCAUAGUGAUGGAGCUUCUGGCUGGCCUAGAGCUCCUGCUUCUGCACUCCUCUCGCAGUUGCUGUCCCGUUUCGGUUCCAUUUGCUCUGCAACGUAUCCCCAUAGUCAUGAUACACUGCGGUCCAAAACAGAUUCUCCUGCUUAUCCCAAAAAUAAUACCCGCCUCCCUGCUCAUCAUACACGCCACGAUCCAACGCGCGCUGAAACGACGGAUCUAGAUCCUCGGGGACGGCGUCAUGCCACGAGAACCCACCGGCAUGUCCGAGAUCGCCGCCUGUGCUGGGGUCUUCCAUGAGGACGGUUUUACACCCGACCGGGUGCGCAGCACAUUCCCCAGCAGAGUUGGGGUCCGUGCGGACCCAUUUGACGUAGAAGGCGAAGCCGAGAUUUACCUUGUCAGCCUCGACUCCGUUCGCAAUAUACGCGUCGACCGCGGUAAGAGAGCCUUGGAUCCCCGUGUGAUGUUUUGUAACGUUAUCCCGGCGGUUCAUGAGGUCGUACGUCAUUACGUUGAAGAAAUCCAGCGAGGCGCUGAUGGCGGGGAUUGUGUCAGAUGUGAAGGCGAGCAUGUCGCGUGGGAGGCCGGGGACUGCGGCCGAGAUGAGUUUGUUGGGACCUAUUGCGGUGCGGAUUGAGGAGAGGAGUUUGGGAUACGCCUCUAUUUCCCAUUCCUUGGCGCUAUUUGGAUUUCGUUUGUAGUCUUCGCCGUUGCCGCUGGGUGAGUGGUUAGUACAGUCGUGCGGGCAU
Aspergillus calidoustus is the source of this 1617-nucleotide messenger RNA. Lineage: Eukaryota; Fungi; Ascomycota; Eurotiomycetes; Eurotiales; Aspergillaceae. The record is from the annotation of a GenBank genome assembly.